AUGAGUCCUUCCUCUUUCUUAUUCCUCUCCCUCACAUUUUUCUUGUGUUCUUUCAAUCCCUUUGUUGAUGCCAACAAUCUCAUCCAACAAACAUGCAAGAAUUGCUCUAAAAAUGAUCCCAACAUAAGCUACAAGUUUUGCACAACAACUUUCCAAUCAGAUCAUAGGAGUCAAUGUGCCCAAAACCUUGAAGAAUUAGGCCUCAUAGCUAUCAAAUUAACAAGGCACAAUGUGACAAAUACUAGUGAUUACAUCGAAAGGCUUUUAAAGAAGAAAAAUAAUGAUCCAUUUAUUAAAGAAUGCUUGGAGGAUUGUCUUGAAGUAUAUUCUGAUGCCAUCACAACUUUUAGAGAAGCCAUUAGAGAUUAUAAGGCAAAGCGUUAUGAAGAUUGUAAUUUCAAGCUUAGCUCAAUCAUUGAUGCUUCAACAACUUGUGAUGAUGGAUUCAAGCAAAAGAAAGAUGUGAUUUCACCAUUGACAAAGAGAAACAAAAAUGUUUUUCAGCUUUCUGCUAUAGCACUUUCGAUUGUUAACAUGCUCAACAUGGAUACUUAA
This is a messenger RNA of Lathyrus sativus (Indian pea), 555 nucleotides long. Lineage: Eukaryota; Viridiplantae; Streptophyta; Magnoliopsida; Fabales; Fabaceae. The record is from the annotation of a GenBank genome assembly.